AUGGCAAACACAAUUGAUUUGGAGGCCGCAAGGCGGCAAACAGAAGAGCUUAUGAGGCUGUACACUGUUUGGGCAGAAAAAACGUCUCACCUUACUCACAAUGUAGCAAAGCUCACUGACAAAGUCGCGGGCACGAGACAACAGCUCCAGCUUCAAGCAGACGGUAAAGCGAUGACUACUAAUGUUGCCUUCACAAACACGAUCAUCCUGUUGCAGCGUGGCGCCCACUACAAUCUACCCUGGAACAACGGACAAACCAAACUUCGAAGGCGAUCUCAUCUUUGCAAGACAGCGUCUGAAUUUUCGGAUCAAGGUAACGUGGCGCUGGCCACGCAACUGAUACGCAGCCGCGGAGUAGCGGCGGAGCGCGAAGCCGCCUAUAAGCGACUAAAGGCAAGCAUGUAG
Messenger RNA from Besnoitia besnoiti, 405 nucleotides. RefSeq lists its product as uncharacterized. The record is from RefSeq and is a predicted model, not a curated record. The transcript is spliced from 2 exons. NCBI's taxonomy places the organism in Eukaryota, Apicomplexa, Conoidasida, Eucoccidiorida, Sarcocystidae. The coding region runs from base 1 to 405 and encodes 134 amino acids.